UCUAGAGAGGUUUGCUCCUGGCACUUUCAUAUCGGUAUCAAGAGGGUAUCGGUAUCGGUAUCGAUAUCCCAGGUCAUUUUUUAUACAGGGAAAUCGCUGCCUUAAAAUUUCAAGACUCAUAAACUGCUACAGUUUUUUUUUUCCUGACAACCUCAGACAGUUCUUAAUAUUUCACCAAGGUGUUCACUCGAACUUCAACCACCAGGAGGAACUAAAUGUUGGUGCUUUAAACCUCCCUGCAGACCUGAUGCAACAUCAUCUGAGUCAUGAUGAGAAGAAGCACUCGACUACAGUCACUGGGUUACUACAACCUAGACGGACUGCCGACCAUCUCCUACAGAGAGACUUCAUGCAAAAUCUUCAGAAAGCGAAGGAAAUGUAAAAGUGCUGACCUGAAAACAGAAAUCGAAAUCGUUCCUCACAUAGACAUGAAGUUGGUCUUAGACACGGACUCUGACUCGGACACCAUCAUUUGCUCUGAGUUUGACUUGGAGACCAACGCAGACACCAUCCCGUACACAGACUUUGACUUGGAGAUAGACAACAUCGCAUCCACAAACGUAGGCACGGACUCAGACGCAGAAACCGUCACAUACACGGUGCUAGACACAGAUUCAGACACAGAAACCAUCCUAAGCGCAGACUUGGACAUAGAUUCAGACACAGAACCCAUCCCUCACAAAGACUUGAACAUGAACACUGAGGUAGGGAUGAUAAGAGAAGAAGAACCACACUCUAAAACCAGUUGGAUGACCAUCGGAAGUAAGCUGUUCCCCAAAAGGAAAUACAAGGAGAACAUUAGCUUGUUCUUCAUCACGUGCCUCGUGGUUUUUGUUCUGGCUUACCCGAUUUAUGCCAUGAGCUUCACACCUGAAGAGUCUCCUGCUUCCCCUAUUGCAGGGGACAUGGCCUCCAGUGGAUACUCCAAAGACAUGAUGGAUCCAAUAGAGCUGAUGAAGACUCUGAGGGGUGGUCUUCCACCAUAAAUUAGCAUUAGCAUCACAGGGCCCAAGCAAAAUCAGAUCCACUCCCAGAGUUAUGGAUAGGUAAGUAUGGAGGUAAGUAUGGAGGUAAGUACGUCUACACAAGUUCAAUCAAGCUGAAAACUACCAGCCUAUACCCACCUGUUAUCUACCUACCUGCUUAUCUACCUACCUGCUUAUCUACCUACAUGUUAUCUACCUACCCCUCUGUCUAUCUAUCUAUAGAUACCUAUAGAUAGAUAGACAGAUCUUCCUUCCCCCACCUCUCCCUUCAUUUAUCCUUCCGUCCACCCAUUCCUCCCUCCCUCCACCUCUCCCUCUUUCAUUC
Molecule: messenger RNA, 1311 nt
Organism: Poecilia reticulata (guppy)
Lineage: Eukaryota; Metazoa; Chordata; Actinopteri; Cyprinodontiformes; Poeciliidae
Source: RefSeq, a predicted model, not a curated record